CAAGAAAUGGAAUCUUGGUCCGACGGAGAGAAAACCUCUCGAUGCAAAGCCACUGGUUCAGGCAGCCGUGAGGACUACGUAGAGAUCACGCUCGACGUGCGAGACGAAAGCAUCAGCACAUUGAGGCUGGAAAAAAAUAAGCCGAUGGCGAGUCUUCGGUCGGUUGUUUCCGGGAGGCUAAAAACGAUGGUUAAGUCGUUGUCAUUCGCUUCACGCCGGCUCGAUCGGAGCAAGUCCGGUGCUAUGUUUGCACUUAGAGGUUUGAGGUUCAUAUCCCAAAACGACGCCGUUGGCAGAGGCUGGGAUCAAGUUGAAAAGAGAUUCCAUGAGUUAGCCGUUGAAGGGAAGCUCCCAAAAUCUAAAUUUGGACAUUGCAUAGGAAUGGCUGAAUCGAGCGAAUUUGUGAACGAGCUUUUCGAGGCGUUGGUCCGAAGGAGAGGGACUACGUCAUCGUCGAUCACCAAAACUGAACUAUUCGACUUCUGGGAGCAGAUCAGCGGCAACAGUUUUGAUGCCAGGCUGCAAAUCUUUUUUGAUAUGGUGGACAAAAAUUCGGACGGCCGUAUUACGGGAGAAGAGGUUAAAGAGAUAAUUGCUUUAAGUGCUUCGGCUAACCAACUAUCAAAGAUUCAAGAAAAGGUAGACGAAUACGCUGCCUUGAUCAUGGAAGAGCUCGAUCGCGACAACCUCGGAUAUAUCGAGUUAUACAACUUGGAAACACUGCUUCUGCAAGUUCCUAGCCAAUCGAACAGCAAUCCAUCGUCGGCGAACAAACGUGCCCUCAACAAGAUGUUGAGCGAGAAGCUCAUACCAACAAAAGAGAGGAACCCGGUGAAAAGAUUUGCUAGAAACCUAUCAUACUUCUUCUCGGAAAAUUGGAGAAGGGUUUGGGUGUUAACAUUGUGGAUAUCAAUUUGCAUCGCUCUCUUCACUUGGAAAUUUCUCCAGUAUAAACGCAGAGCCGUGUUCGAGGUGAUGGGUUACUGUGUUUCCGUGGCCAAAGGAAGUGCAGAGACCUUGAAAUUCAACAUGGCUCUCAUUCUCUUGCCUGUUUGUAGGAACACUAUCACUUGGCUAAGGACCAAGUCCAAGCUUGGAUCCGUUGUGCCAUUUGAUGACAAUAUCAAUUUCCACAAGGUUAUCGCAUUUGGGAUCGCUAUUGGAAUUGGCCUACAUGCCAUAUCUCAUCUGGCAUGCGAUUUUCCGCGUCUGCUGCAUGCAAAAUAUGUAGAGUUUGAGCCAGUUAAAAAGUUUUUCGGAGACGAGAGACCGGACAAUUACUGGUGGUUCGUGAAAGGGACAGAUGGGUGGACCGGAGUAACUAUGGUACUUCUAAUGCUUGUGUCCUACGUCUUGGCCCAAUCGUGGUUCAGACGCAACCGGGCCAACCUACCAAAAACGUUGAAACGGUUAACCGGCUUCAACGCGUUUUGGUACUCACACCACUUAUUUGUUAUCGUUUAUGUGCUUCUCGUCGUGCAUGGCUAUUUUAUUUAUCUCUCCAAGGAAUGGUACCAAAAAACGACGUGGAUGUAUCUGGCUGUUCCAACGAUACUGUAUGCGUGUGAAAGAUUGAUUCGGUAUUUCAGAUCAGGUUCCAAGGCGGUAAAGAUUCUGAAGGUUGCAGUAUAUCCAGGAAAUGUACUUUCGCUUUACAUGUCAAAGCCUAAAGGGUUCAAGUACACAAGUGGCCAGUACAUAUAUGUCAACUGUUCUGACGUCUCACCAUUACAAUGGCAUCCGUUUUCAAUUACUUCGGCUUGCGGAGACGAUUUCCUCAGCAUUCAUAUCCGUACCCUCGGCGAUUGGACAUCGCAACUCAAAUCCUUAUUUUCGAAGGUUUGUCAGUCUCCAACAACAAGUCAAAGUGGGCUCUUCGUAGCUGACAUAGGUCAGGCCAAUAACAUAACCAGGUUUCCGAGGCUCUUGAUUGAUGGUCCAUAUGGAGCACCGGCACAAGAUUACCGAAACUACGACGUAUUGCUUCUGGUAGGUCUAGGGAUUGGAGCGACGCCAUUGAUUAGCAUACUCAGGGACGUCCUUAACAACAUCAAGAACCAGAAAUCCAUCGAACAAGGCACUGACCACAAUGUCCGUAGAAUAGUAAGCAACACAAAGCGAGCUUAUUUCUACUGGGUCACAAGAGAGCAGGGAUCAUUGGAAUGGUUCAGUGAGGUCAUGAACGAGGUAGCUGAGUAUGAUAGUGAGGGGAUCAUUGAGCUACAUAAUUACUGCACGAGCGUGUAUGAGGAAGGAGACGCCAGGUCAGCACUAAUCACGAUGUUGCAGUCACUGCACCACGCCAAGAGCGGCAUUGACAUCGUCUCGGGUACUCGUGUCCGAACCCAUUUCGCCCGACCCGAUUGGCGCAGCGUCUUCAAGCAUGUCGCUGUGAACCACGUCAAUCAACGAGUUGGGGUUUUCUACUGUGGGAACUCAUGCAUCAUAGCAGAGUUGAAGAGAUUGGCUCAAGAUUUCUCUAGGAAAACGACGACCAAGUUUGAGUUCCACAAGGAAAAUUUUUAA
Messenger RNA from Thlaspi arvense, 2526 nucleotides. The record is from the annotation of a GenBank genome assembly. Lineage: Eukaryota; Viridiplantae; Streptophyta; Magnoliopsida; Brassicales; Brassicaceae.